Molecule: messenger RNA, 1350 nt
Organism: Dovyalis caffra
Lineage: Eukaryota; Viridiplantae; Streptophyta; Magnoliopsida; Malpighiales; Salicaceae
Source: the annotation of a GenBank genome assembly
AUGCUUUCUCCAACUCUAAACACCCACAAGCCUCUCUUCCUUUCAAACCUUAACAACAAACCCCUAUCCUCUCCUUUCAUUAGCCAACCUCUCUUUAUCCUCCACUCCUCUAAAAGCCCUCUAAAACCCACCACAACAGUAUCAGCCACUCUAAUCCCUUCCUCUCCACCUCCUUCUAAUCAACAACUCUAUCAACCCUUUAGACCUCCACCUUCUCCUCUCCCCUCUCAGUACAAGUCUCUUGACACCUCUUCCCGUCUCGAAAUCCUUGCUAAUCGUCUUGGCCUUUGGUAUGAGUAUGCCCCUUUAAUCCCUUAUUUGUUCCAAGAAGGUUUCACUCCUCCAUCAUUAGAAGAAGCUACUGGUAUUUCUGGGGUUGAGCAGAACCGUUUAGUUGUUGGAGCUAAAGUGAGGGAUUCUUUAAUUCAGUCUAACAUUGACCCAGAAAUUGUUGCUUCAUUUGACAUUGGUGGCGCGGAGUUGUUGUAUGAAAUUCGUCUUCUCAGCGCUGCGCAGCGGACUGCAGCUGCCCGCUUCAUCGUCCUUAAAAGGAUGGAUGCUAAGGGUGCUCAGGAUUUGGCCCGCGCCAUAAAGGAUUUUCCUCGUCGGCGCGGGGAAAAGUCCUGGGAGAGCUUUGAUUAUACUCUGCCAGGAGACUGCCUCUCGUUUAUGUACUACAGGCAGUCUAGAGAGCAUAAGAAUCCGUCAGAGCCAAGGACUAAUGCUCUACAGUUGGCAUUAGAGGCUGCAGAGUCUGAAAAGGCGAAGAGUGCGAUUUUGAACGAGUUAGAAGGAGAGGGAGAAGGGAAGGAAAGGAAAGAAGAGGAAUUAGGAGUUGCGGUUCCGGUUCCGGUUGUGAGGUUGAAGCUUGGUGAGGUUGCGGAGGCGAGCAGAGUUGUGGUUUUACCCGUAUGUAGAGCAGAGGAGGGGCAAAGAAAAAUUCUGGAAGCACCGUGGGAGUGUAGUGGCAAGGGUGAGUUUGGUGUGGUGGUGGCAGAGAAAGGGUGGGAAAGAUGGGUGGUGUUGCCAGGGUGGGAACCGGUGGUGGGGCUGGAUAGAGGAGGAGUGGUGGUGGCUUUUCCAGACGCUAGGGCGUUACCAUGGAAGGCGAAUAGGUGGUAUAAAGAGGAGUCUGUUUUGGUGGUUGCUGAUAGGGGGAGAAAGGAAGUGAAAGCAGAUGACGGGUUUUAUUUGGUUACUCUUGACAGCGCUGGUGGUGAAUUUAAGGUUGAAAGGGGUUCGGCGUUGAAGGAAAGGAAUGCGGUGGAGAGUUUAGGGACUGUGGUGCUGGUCGUUAGGCCACCAAGGGAAGAGACGGAUGAUCAAAUAAGUGAUGAGGAUUGGGAGUGA